Penicillium odoratum is the source of this 498-nucleotide messenger RNA. RefSeq lists its product as uncharacterized. The transcript is spliced from 2 exons. Lineage: Eukaryota; Fungi; Ascomycota; Eurotiomycetes; Eurotiales; Aspergillaceae. Bases 1 to 498 code for a protein of 165 amino acids. The record is from RefSeq and is a predicted model, not a curated record.
AUGGCGAAGAGUCAGAAAAUCAGAACCCUCGGCAAGGCAGGGAAGGCUAGGACCCCCCUGGCAAGCUCCACGGUUCCAGCUGGAUUACCACCACCUUCUACCUUGGCUUGCGCCCCAGGCGAGCGUGCAUCUGCCUCUUCCGUGCCUCCUUCGCACACACCUCUCUCACCUACACCUCCACCCCGCACCGAAACUCCGCCUUCCUCGCAGGCCCCGUCGCUGGCCUCACAUGCGACUGCUAACCUCCGGCUCACCGGAAUGGCGGUGGCAAUGACCGCCACGGCACAAGAAAUGCUUGUUGCCGGCAGUGGCUAUGGGUCGCUCAGCGCUCAGGUCAUUGCUGCGACUGCGUCAAGGGAGAUGGGACUGGCCGCUAUUGAAAUGAGCUUUGUUGCGGCCCAGCAAGAGACUGGAGCUAUUCUAUCCCGUCCGCUGGCCACCCUUAUCAAUGUAGGCAUUAUCACCCAGAUUCUAUGUAUUCAAUAUGUUGAUUAUUGA